AUGUCAAAAAAACAAGAGGAACGUCAACCAAAUCGUGAAUUUAAUCAUCGUGUCAAAUCGAUAACCGCAUCAAUAUUUACUCCAGCCGAACUUGAAUCUUUAAAAAAUGGCGGCAAUGCUAAAGCUGCAGAAAUUUGGCUGGCGAAAUUUAAAUGGAUGGAUUUUCCUGAAUCCGAUAAUGAUGAUAUAGAAUCAAUUCGUAAUUUUAUGUCAAUGAAAUAUGAAGAAAAAAAAUGGUUGGAUGAAUCACUUUUGAAAGCAAAAAAUAAGAAACCAUCAAACAGUGAAUAUUAUGAGAGUAAAGGAACUUUUACCAUUAACCCUCCAGCAUUGAAUAAUAAAUUUAAUAAUAGUAAUGGUAAUUUAAGUGAUGAUUCUUCAAGUCAAAAUUCUAGUUUAAAUGAUUAUUCACCUGUUUCACCCACAAGCAGAAAAUCAUCUUCAUCCAUCAGUGACUUGUCAGAUAAUAAUACAAACUAUUUAAAAUAUUCCUCUGAUUCAUCUUUUAACGACUCAAGUUUACCACCGCCACCGCCACCACAUAGUUCUUUGACUUCAAUUGCAAGUGAUAGUAUUCUCAAACCUAAACCAGCUUCUUCACUUUCAUCACCUAUUCUUGAUGAUCCUCGGUUUCUUAAUUACAAUAUAAUAAUAAUUUCUUAUAUACAAUUUUUAUUAAUAAUUAAUCAUCCAAAUACCAUUACAGCAUCAAAUUUACAUUCAAAACGUUCAAUUAACAACAGUAGUAGCAUAAAUGAUCCUUUCAGUAAUCUUUUGCCACCAACUAAAUCUGAAACAUCACGAAGAUUCUCACCUCAAAAAUUAGAUGAUAAUGAUAUUUUCAGUGAUUUCCAAACUGCUCCUGAUAAUAAUAAUUCACAGCAAACAAUUUAUUCAACGAAUUUAAAUUCUUACAGCAACACAUUUCCAAAUGGUUCUUCAAACGUUAAUCAAACAACAUCGAUAAAUCAAUUUAAUAAUAAUUUUGGUAACUUAUAUCAAGCACAACAAAAAUAUUCAUUCUUCCCUUCGUCUACUAUCACUAAUACUUCUAUAUCAAAUACAGAUAUGAAUUUAUUGCAGCAAAAACAAUUUAAUUACUCAAAGAGCAUGUCUUUUGAUAAUGUGUUUAGUGAUUUAGAUCCAUUACGUAAUAAAUAA
Molecule: messenger RNA, 1161 nt
Organism: Entrophospora sp. SA101
Lineage: Eukaryota; Fungi; Glomeromycota; Glomeromycetes; Entrophosporales; Entrophosporaceae
Source: the annotation of a GenBank genome assembly